AUGCCCUCUCAAUCGCAAGCAGCAGGCAAGCGAAGGAUACGACGCGCAGCAGACGAUGAUUCCGAUGAAGAAGCCACUCAAGCGAGUAGCAACAAUCUCACCGCUACAGAAGUUAAGCGUAUGAGUCAAAAACUCGUUCGACUCGCCCUCUCCCUUGAGCAUGCACGCUUGCCUAUUCGUCGUGACUUGAUCACCAAGGAGAUUCUUCAAGGUGCGCCGCGACGUGCAUUUGCAGCUGUCUUUGAGGCUGCACAGACGAGCUUGCAAGAAGUCUUUGGUAUGAGGUUGGAAGAAUUGCCUGCAAAGGAUAGAAAGAAGGGUAUGACUAUGACACAAAUGCGCAAACUGGCACAUACACAAGCAACGGCAGCGACACAGCCUGGGACACAAGCGUCGCAGAGUGCUCGUUCAGCCGCUGUGGGUACACAACAAAAGCAAUGGGUCCUGAGAACCACCUUAUCGCCUGAAAUACGCGGUGCGACGAUGGGUGUAUUUGUCAAAGGUGAGGCCUUGUAUAAUGCAGUGUCGGGUGUGAUUCUGGUGCUUGUGAGCAUGUCGGCUGAACAAACAUGCAGCUCAGUCAAGCUCAACCAGUAUAUGCAUCGUCUUGGGUGGGAUAUUGAUACACCUGCCGGGAAACUGGAUGAUGUUCUCAAACUGAUGCGGAAGCAAGGGUACUUGGAUUCCUGCAAAGAUGACUCGUCUACGGAAGCGGGCGGUGUGCUGCACUUCUUGGGCCCACGCGGCAAGAUGGAGACGUCGAGAAAUGUGAAGAACCUGGGCAACUUGGUGAAGAAGCUGUACAAUGCAGAACCUGGCUCGGCAGCAGCGAAGAAGGUGGAGGCAUCCAUCAAGGGGACGCUGUCUGUUGCGCUGGGUGAGGAGGAGGAGGAAGAGGAUGCUGCGUCUGGCGACGAGGUUGUGUAUGAGGAGGUAUAG
Molecule: messenger RNA, 939 nt
Organism: Protomyces lactucae-debilis
Lineage: Eukaryota; Fungi; Ascomycota; Taphrinomycetes; Taphrinales; Protomycetaceae
Product: MAGE family-domain-containing protein
Exons: 1
Coding region: 1-939 (312 amino acids)
Biological process (GO): DNA repair
Cellular component (GO): nucleus
Source: RefSeq, a predicted model, not a curated record